UAAAAAUAAAGAAAAGAAAAACGCAGGUCUUCCUUCUUCCUUCUUCCUCUCUCGCAGUUCAUCCUCUUCUUUCCUAAAGCCCUAAACCAGCAGCUCACCACCCACCGGUUUUCCUUCUCUGCUGCAGCUCAUCAUCCUCUUCCUUCCUCUCUAAUCUUAUACGAUUCGUGAGACUGGUAGAAUUGCCGUCGCCGAAGCCAGCUUCGCCACUCUUCCUCUCGCUCUUGCUGCUUCUGCCAGUGUGCCGAUUGUAUAGGAUGGGUCGAAAAGCUGGUUCUCUUUAUAUUAACUCGAAGAAAUUUGGUUCUCUUCAUAAACCGUGCAUGAAGGAAAUGGUAACAUUUCUCAAUUGCUUGGCUCUGAACCAGAACAAUGAUGAUAAGUGUGUACGGACUAAGGAUCUAUUGAAUGCUUGCAUGGAUGCUCAGACCAACAAAAACAGAAAGCCAUGGGGAAGCAUUAAUUAUCACCUGCAGAGGCUUACCAGGGGAAGGAAGUAAUUUAGGUUACAAUGUAGGAAACCAUAUUUAAACUUGAGUAAUGCUUCUCUGAGGUGGUUGUUUUCAAAAGGGCUUAGCAAUGAAUAUUUACAUGUCAAAUUCCAUUUCGUGAAGAGAUGAAAAAUUUGAUAAUUUUGGAACAAAUAUGUUGCAGUUUAGUUUACCAAAUCUUGCCAGGGAUAUAAGAAUAAUAUGUUGACUCAGAGUCUAUCUUCUCUUGAUAGAAUUUAGGCCUACAGGAUAUCUUUCAAUGUGUUACUUCUAAUGUUUAGAUAUCUUGCGUGUGCCUCGUUUUAAUUUGAUUUUAUCUUCUCUCUUUGUAAAAUACAGAAGAGAAAAAGGCCACUAAGAUUUUUACAUUUCUUUCUCUUUCUAUUGCUACUGUAUCUAGCAUAAUCUUACUCUUCACUUCUUAUUUUA
Molecule: messenger RNA, 920 nt
Organism: Ziziphus jujuba (common jujube)
Lineage: Eukaryota; Viridiplantae; Streptophyta; Magnoliopsida; Rosales; Rhamnaceae
Exons: 4
Coding region: 258-500 (80 amino acids)
Biological process (GO): mitochondrial translation
Molecular function (GO): structural constituent of ribosome
Source: RefSeq, a predicted model, not a curated record